CUUUCAAGUAUAUUCUACAUAUUUAGACGUAAACAUUCAAUAUAAUAUUAUGAGCAUUGGAGCAUAAAUAUGUUAAUUAAUAUGUUAUGUUAUUUUGUUAAUUUGAGCGAGAGAUUAGGAACGUAGGCCGCGCGUCGUAUGGUGGUGGUUUCCUACAGGAAGAUAAUAGUAGACGGACAGGCUGGUUACUGAAGUCUGAGGGUGGCUUUGUUUUGAUGAGUUUCUCGCAGACGUUUGCCACAAAAUGAAGAGUUUUAAAGUGUUUCCCGGCUGUGUGUGUUUCAUCCUCGUAUUCACUUUUCGACUGGUGUGCGGCGACAUUACGGACGGCAACGCGGAGCACCUAAAAAGGGAGCACUCGUUAAUGAAACCUUACCAAGGUGUGGGCACCAGCCCGUCCAGCCAGUGGGACUUCUCUGGUAGCACCUUGGUGACCAGCUCGUACGUGAGACUCACCCCGGAUGAGAGGAGCAAGCAGGGAUCCAUCUGGAAUACUGUGCCUUGUUACCUCAAAGACUGGGAGAUGCACGUCCACUUCAAAGUCCACGGGCUUGGCAAGAAGAAUCUCCACGGCGACGGCAUCGCUCUCUGGUACACUAAAGACAAAGUCCAUCCUGGGCCCGUCUUCUCCGACAAUGCGCUCUUCCACGGCCUGGCGGUUUUUAUCGAUACGUACUCUAACGACGACUCGGCCGAUCGUUCCUUCCCGUACGUGUCGGCCAUGGUGAACAACGGCUCGCUGAGCUACGACCACGGCAAAGAUGGACGGUCGUCGGAGCUGGGCGGUUGCUCGGCCGAGAUCCGCAACAGAGAGAGCGACACCUACCUCGCCAUCCGCUACUCCAAAAGCCGACUGACCGUGAUGCUGGAUGUGGACGACAAGAACGAGUGGAAAGAGUGCAUCGAUAUCGGAGGCGUUCGUCUGCCAACCGGAUAUUAUUUUGGCGCCUCUGCGGCCACGGGGGACCUUUCAGUACCGCAGUACUACCAGACUACUGCACUUCCAAAACAUGCAGUUACACAACAUCAUGUCUGCAAAAUGUCCUUGAGACAGCGCCUUCUGCUGAUUCAUACUUUCUUCCCUGCUGAUAGUGCAGGCUGUGUUUUACUGCCUGCGACACGUUCUAAAAAUAUCAUUAAAAAACAUCAAAAAUUACAAAUCUGCAGUCGCUUUACAAGAAUAAAGUCAAAUAUUAUUUUACACGAUAUAAUACGAGCUAAAGUGGUCAUCCAACAACAAAAAGGUGUAAUUGUACGGGAAUAAGAGGAUAAAUAACGUCAUUCUAGAAGUUUCAGAAGUUGUAAUAUUAAUUAAAGGGGACCUGUUAUAGUCAUUUUCGGGCCUUUUGUAUUAAAUUGUGGACUCCUAUAGAGCAGCUACACACGAUAAACGCACAGAAAUCUUUUGAGAUCUUCCAGACUUCCUCUUCCUGCAGCGUUUCCUGCCUCCCGCCCAAAUGCUCUGUGUAAUUUACUCCACCCCCAGCCCUCCUCCAGGUAUGCCUCCCUCCGAGCCCACUCCGCUGUGUCCCAAGCGCUGCCAAGGACUUUCGGACAGCUGCCAAACCCCUUUUGUCUGAUGACUUACACAAAAUAAAGACAGUUAGGACACUGAUAAAUUGUUACUUGCAGUUUGCUCUUCUGACUCUUCAACACGACCGAGUAACGUUGGAAAGGCGUUGGACAACAGUUUGGCGGGUAGGCCGGCAUGGUAUCGGCUCGUGUUCACAAAACAGUUCCGUGUGAAGUGCCGUUGACAGAUGAGCUUAUUUUUCUCUUGCUGGCCGUGAAUCAGCAACUCCAACCACUUCUGCCUGAUGCUUGCCUCUUUAGCCUUUGUCUUUUAUUAUUAUUUAGUUUUAAUGGUUUUAUUUUUUUUAGUUUUUUAAUUUAAUUUACUUAGUUAUUUUUUACCUACUUCUUGGAUUUUUUGCUUUUAUUGUUUUUACUUUUUUAAAAAAUUUUUACUGUUGUACAUUUCUUUGUUUUUAUUUAAUCUUUUAGUUUUUACUGUAGUAAUUUUUACUUUUACGUAUUAUUUCUGGUUUUGCUAGUCUGUGCAGCACUUUGGAAACAGUGGGCCUCAUUCACGAACAUCUUCUUAAAAGUCUUCUUAAGAACUUUACUUAAGAAGGCGCGAGUUGGAAACUGCACCUCAUUUACGACACGUUCUUAAGUAGGGAUAAUCGUUCGCACCGGUGUUCUUAGGUUGAUGAAUGCCAACUGCGAUGCCCGUGCAUGUGAGUCCUAAUUUGCAUAGGUCACCGCCUAUUAUAUAAGGUAAAAAAUGUGCCGUGCGCAACAGGCAGCUGGAGGCAGAGAUGGCAACGCACAGGGGCAAGACUGAGGAGCAGCUGGACAACAAACGAAAGAAAAACUUCAAUUGUACUGAAAUAGAGGUGCUUUUACAAGGAGUGAGCGAACACAAGACCACCUUAUUUUCACGUGUAUCCACCGGUCAUCAGGCCAUCCAAAAAGUGUCGGCAUGGAGCACCAUUGCAGGAAUUAUAAAUGCCGUUUCCACGGAGAAACGCACCACCGCAGAGGUUAAAAAGAACUGUUUUGACUUAAAAUAGACUCAAAAAAAAGAUUGGACUGCACCGGAGGGAUCUGGAGGAAACGGGAGGUGGGUCAUCAAUCAGAAACCAAACCAUUUCGGAAACUUUAGAAAAUAUUUACACAAUCAUGAUGGAAAAAUAAAGUAAAAAAUACAUAGUUUGUGUGUGACAAUUUAUUUUUUCUGUGGUUACAUUUAAUUAGAUGCUGCCUAAUUAAUACAGCAGCCCCGUGCUCUGGCUCAAGACGUGGCUGGGGGCGCAUGUCGUUAUCUGGGGGUGCUACGUGCGCAAUAGGCACACCACGUUUCAUUGCGAUGAGAGAGGGAAGCCUGAAGCGGGACAUCAAAUAUUUGUGGCUUUCAGCAAAUAAAUCUAAUGGUCCCUUUACAUUCUCUCUCUGCGCAGCGCACGUCCAGCAAGCCUUUUUUUUUUUGAUGAAUUGGGAUUUGAAUAUAUAUUUAUCGAUGGAGUAUAUUUUAGUUGUUUUUAUGAUAAAUGAUUGUUGGGAUAUUUUAUUUGCACUACAUUUUUUGGGAUCAGGUUGCAAAAUCCAUCAUGAGGGCGAUUACGCAUUGAAAGUGCAAGCUUUGCUUGUGCGUAAGAGUCCUCCUGAGCGUUCGUAGAAUUUGUUCUUAGAUCUAAGAACUGUGAGUUAAGAACACGUUUCGUGAAUGCCAAAAAUCUUUGUAAGAAGGCUUUAAGAACACAUUUGUGCGUAAGAACGUUUCGUGAAUGAGGCCCAGUGUUUAUAAAACGUGCUAUAUAAAUAAAGUGGAGAUUGGAUUGGAUAGGAACACCCCCACAAACACUUCCUGGGAGCCAUACGUGCUAACACCGUCAACACAUCAGAACGAAGCAGGGCGGGGGGAGGGCAGGCCUACAGUGUUUGCUUGGGCAUGCCCAUAUAAGGAAGUCCGGGUUGCGUUGAUGUCAGUGGAAGUCGGUGUUAAAAAAAUGUUGCUAAAACACAGCUUUAGCGUGCAGAGCCAUCCAAAACUGCUUUCAGGUCUCACUUCCAAAUGUGCAAACCCGAUUAUCUGACACGUUGGCAUCGUUCAACACGAGAAUACAACAUUGUAACAACAUUUCUAUGUCAGGAAGAGGAAAAGCAUCAUAGGUUCCUUUAAAAAAAAAAAUGACAAAUAAUAAAUCAAAUAAGGUUGGAAGUUUUUCAAAUGAGGAUGUGGGAAUAGUUAGAAAGUCAAAUUAUUAUGGGAAUAAAGUUGCAAUGAGUUGCAAGAAGAAAAUUGACAACAGCAAAUUUGUUUAAUGUUGGAAAAUUAAACAGCAGAAAUGAAAAAAAAGCUAUAAUUUUACGAGAAUAACGUCAAAACAUUAAUGAAAAAAUGAUAUUCUAAGAAUAAAGUCACAAUUUUAAGGGGAUAAAUUGGUAAUAUUAUGAGGAAAAAUGUCAUAUUAGUAGCAUAGAGUUGAAAUAUUAAAGAAAAAAAAGUUUAAGCAAUAUGAGAAACUAAUAAAAUAAAAUAAAGUUGUCAUUUUUUAAAAUUAGGUUGGAAGAAAAACAAUAAUAUAGGAAUAAAGUCAAAAUAUUAUGGGAAUGAUGUCAUAACACUACAAGAAGAAAAUGUAUUUGAAAAAACGUGAGCAGAACAAAUUCAAAAAUAAGAGAAAAUCUUGUAUUCUAUCACACAUGACAACAUUCAAGGGAAAAAGUAGAAAUAUGACAAUAAAGUGGGAAUAUGAGGAAAAAUAAUUCCAUUUUAGUAGCAUUUGGUUGAAAUAUUAAAGAAAAAAUUCUAAUGAUUAAAGUCACAAUAUUUUGAGAAACAAACAGAACAAAAGUAGUAUAUUUUGAGAAACAAGGACCUGAACUGCACGGCGGCCGAGUGGUUAGCAUGUUGGCCACACUGGGUUGGAAUCUCCCUUGGGCAUCUCUGUGUGGAGUUGGCAUGUUCUCCCCGUGCGUGCGUGGGUUUCUCCGGGUACUCGGGUUUCCUUCCCUUCCAAAAACAUGUUAGGUUAUUUGGAGGCUCUAAAAGAAAGAAAGUUGAAAUAGUUGGGGAAAAAAAACAUGAGCAGAAAUACGAAAAAAAAGUGGCAAUUUCCAUCCAUCCAUUUUCUUCCGCUUGUCCGGGUCCGGGUUGUGGGGGCAGCAGUCUCAGUACUGGGAGGACACCAAGGCGUUCCCAGGCCAGCUGUGAGACAUAAUCCCUCCAGCGUGUCAUAGGUCUGCCCCGGGGCCUUCUCCUGGCUGGAACACCUCACCAGGGAGGCAUCAGGACUAGAUGCCCGAGCCCCCUCAACUAGCUCCUCUCCAUGUCAAGGAGCAGCGCCUCUACUCUGAGCCCCUCCCGGAUGACUGAGCAUAGGGGGAGUCCAGCCACCCUAUGGAGGAAACUCAUUUCAGUCGCUUGUAUCCGCCAUCUCCUUCUUUCGAUCACGACCCAAAGCUCAUGACCAUAGGUGAGGGUGGGAACAUAGAUGGGGGGGCGUAAAUGGAGAGCUUUGCCUUCCGGCUCAGCUCUCUCGUCACCACGACUGUCCGGUACAGCGACUGCAUUACUGCAGACGCUGAUCCGCCUGUCGACCUCACGCUCCGACCUUCUCUCACUCGUGAACAAGACCCUGAGAUACUUGAACUCCUCCACUUGGGGCAGGACCUCAUUCCCAACCCACCCUUUUCCCACUGAGAACCAUGGCUCGAAUUUGGUGGUGCUGCGUCUCAUCCCAGAAGCUUCACACUCAGCAGGCCCCCGUCCCCACUGUAUGGUUUGCCAGAACCCCUUCGAGGCUGACCGUAAGUCGUGCUCCAUGGCUUCACCGAACUCCUCCCAAACCUGAGUUUUUGCCUGGACCACCACUGAAGCUUCCUGUCAGCAGCUUCAGGAGUCCCACAAGCCAUCCAUGCUGGAUCGGACUCCUCCUUAAGCUUGACAGCAGCCCUGACCUCUGCUGGUGGCCAUUUUACACGAAUGAACUGGUCAUCUUAGCAGCAUGGAGCUGCAAUAUUAUGAGAAACUAAACUAAGUAAGGUUGGACAUUUUGGGAAUGUAGGUUGGGGAAAAGGUUAGACCAGGGGUCACCAACGUGGUGCCCGUGGGCACCAGGUAGCCCCCCCACGACCAUAUGAGGCGCCCGCAGGCCUGCUUUUCAUUCAGGUGUUCAGUUAAUAACGUGAGAACACUAGAAAGAAAAGUAUUCUGAAACAUAAAAUGUGAGUUGUGGAUACCAGCAUCUUGUGAAUGUUUUGGUAAAACCAGCAUAUUUGAUUUGUUUGGGUUGAAAUAAGCUAUGAAAAUCAUUUCUACAAAAACGAGUAGCUCGUGUCCAUUUUCAUUUUCUAAAAGUAGCUCUCGCAAGAAAAAACGUUGGUGACCCCUGCUGUAGACAAACCUAUUAUGGGAAUAAAGUCCAACUAUGAAAGCCAUGACUGAUG
Dunckerocampus dactyliophorus (ringed pipefish) is the source of this 5955-nucleotide messenger RNA. RefSeq names its product lectin, mannose-binding 2 (gene lman2). The transcript is spliced from 7 exons. Bases 245 to 1264 code for a protein of 339 amino acids. NCBI's taxonomy places the organism in Eukaryota, Metazoa, Chordata, Actinopteri, Syngnathiformes, Syngnathidae. Gene Ontology annotation, biological process: Golgi organization; endoplasmic reticulum to Golgi vesicle-mediated transport; endoplasmic reticulum organization. Gene Ontology annotation, cellular component: endoplasmic reticulum-Golgi intermediate compartment; endoplasmic reticulum membrane; COPII-coated ER to Golgi transport vesicle. The record is from RefSeq and is a predicted model, not a curated record. Gene Ontology annotation, molecular function: D-mannose binding.